Molecule: messenger RNA, 1030 nt
Organism: Phoenix dactylifera (date palm)
Lineage: Eukaryota; Viridiplantae; Streptophyta; Magnoliopsida; Arecales; Arecaceae
Source: RefSeq, a predicted model, not a curated record
AAAUCUUUCAAUUGUCGCCUAAAAUUCCUUGUCCCCUGGCCUUUGGCCUCCUCGGUUGGCCGCGUUCCGUCUCAAGGUGCCGGAAACCAAAAUCGCGUCACCUUGGCGGACCGGAGACGGCACCACAUUUCUAUCAGGGUAUCAUGAUGCACCUCUUCUCCUUCCUCCUCCUUCCUGGGCGAGUGGUAGAAGUUCUCUUCAAGAAUUUUUGACGUCCAGAGACCAUUAAAUAACAUCAUACCUUGGCAGCAGAAUUUGAACCGCGGCCUUUAUCAACCGAGGAGACCCAGCCCCGCACGAAGAUGAAGAGGGGAUUCCUGAAGCCCCUGCGCUACAUCUCCCAGAUGUUCGAUGGCAAAGAACCCGAAAUGCAGAUAGGAUUUCCCACCGACGUCAAACACGUGGCACACAUCGGAUGGGACGGGCCUAACAUGAAUGCUCCCGGCUGGAUGAAGGAUUUCCACUCGGCGCCAAUCGGUACAAUUGGUUCAAAUGAGUGCCGCGCAGGAAUGGAAGACAAUCCGUCGGGCGAGAUGAUGCCGAGGGGCUCCCGGCGUUCGGGGGAGCCCACGGUGGGGGAUUCACCCAACAACGCCCCGCGGCACCGCCACUCGCGGCGGCACCAGUCCGAAGGCACCGUCUCCGUUGACUCCCUCAAUCGCGAGCCGCCCUCCGAUGGCUCCCGGAGGGGCAGCAGGAGGCCGCGCAAGAAGGACGGCGACUCCGCAGCUGCCGCGGGUGGGGACCUGCCGGCGAUUCCCAAGCAGUCUCGCCGGAGAUCCAAGGGCUCAGGCUCUUCCGGCAGCGGUGACUCCAUCCGAGCGUCCAGAUCCAAGAACCCAGCGUCGGCGUCGUCGGAUAACGCGACACAAGAGAGGGACGCCAGACCGCCCUCGCCCGCAAUCAGAAAGCCCGCGGCGGAAGGAGAAGACUACUUGAUUUGACUUCAUUUCGGAGUUUAGCAUUUGACGGGGCCAUGUAUCUUCAAUUCUACAUAAAUGAGAAUGGGGACAAGGUUUACACCACCAAG